Messenger RNA from Aspergillus bombycis, 1299 nucleotides. Its product is annotated as sterol homeostasis protein ARV1. Gene Ontology annotation, cellular component: cortical endoplasmic reticulum; Golgi apparatus. Gene Ontology annotation, biological process: sterol metabolic process; intracellular sterol transport; sphingolipid metabolic process. The record is from RefSeq and is a predicted model, not a curated record. Bases 1 to 1299 code for a protein of 432 amino acids. The transcript has 3 exons. Lineage: Eukaryota; Fungi; Ascomycota; Eurotiomycetes; Eurotiales; Aspergillaceae.
AUGCCUAUCUGCAUCGAGUGCUCGUACCCCGUGUCGCAUUUGUACAGCACUUACAGUCGUGCCGACGAUCGCUCGUUAGGCAAAGGCGUGCGCUUGACACAAUGUCCACGCUGCCAGCGAUUCGCGGAUAAGUAUGUUGAAUAUGAUUUUGUCGUGAUCUUCAUUGAUCUCGUUUUGAUCAAGCCGCAGGUCUAUCGCCAUCUCCUUUUUAAUAGGCUUGGAGGAGACAACAACCAAUUCGAUCGCUCUAUCAUUCGUCUAGGAGUCCUUCUACUUUUGUUUGACGUCUAUCUGACAUGGGCACGCAUUGAGAAGUCUCCCUCGUUGGCCACCACCUUCCUCUCGCGCGCACCGAUCGUUGUCCAGUACUUUUUCUUCUUGGGCCUAAAUGCGCUUGCGACUCUUGCCCAUCACCUCACCAUCCGUGUCCUAGCUUCCGUACUUGUCCCAGCGCCUAGCGGUUUGAAGCAGAAUGGUAGCAGCUCGAAUACUACCACAGCAGAUAGCCCCCUCUCCACUCCCUCAACACCAGUACAUACCUCUCCACCUCAAGUCACGAAUGCGCAAUCCCAAAUAUCUCCCACAUCAGCGUCCAUGUUGAGCCCACCUAGGCUCACUCGGCAAGGCUCUUACGAUAUUCCAUCAGCGGGUGGAGGAUUCUCAACUGCAACCAGUUUAGGAAGUGACAAUCAUGCCGUCCUUCCAGCAACUCACGGCUCGUUACCACGACCUCCUUUGCGCCGCGCUUCUACAGCUCCAAUUCAGAGCAUUCAACCGCUGCCUCCUCCAACCCCCGCCAGCCCCACCGCCAUCAGCACUGCGCUUCUCGUUAGCAGCUGUGCCAAACUUUUCCCGAUACUGCUUGUUAUCUGGGGCGACGGCAGUGGCAUUGCGUCUCAGACACCCACCAACAGCAGUGUAGGGACAAGUCGAGUGACCCCGGGCAAUCUCUCGCAGCACGCGCUGAGUGGUAUGACCCCCGCGGCAACGACCACCACAACAGGCUCGCCAGGAAUAGCGGGAUCACCAUCGGCAGCUUCGUCAACACUUCUAGAAAGCUUGAUUCAGAUGCUACCUCAGUCUGUACCGACAAGUUACCUAGCAAACUUUGUCGAGCUGACAGGCUCACUUUUCUCACUGGGGGCAGCCGAUACACAUCUGGUGCUGUUGAGUAAUAUCGAAGCCCUAUAUGUCCUCUUAGGAUGCGGGUACCUCCGCGCUGUAACACUAGCAGUCGCCGGACUAAUGGCUCGAUGGACAGUACAGAGAGUCAUCCUAGGAGCAAUAGGGGUUGGCUAA